AUGCCACGCGAUGAUCUCGAGACCAAGGACUUCCUGCUGUCGAAGGCUGCCCGCCUUGACCGCGCGCUGCGCUCACUACCCAAAGCCGACCUGAAAUCUUUGCAGGCUGCUUCCCACAAGAAAGCACGCAAGCUGCUGCGCAGCUUAUCUUACCCUGCCAGACCGCAGGCCAAUGGCGAUACUGCUGAGACCAUCCAGAACCGGAUCGAUGUGCUUGGCACAAAAAGCACUGCGGCGUCCACUGCCAAACAGAUCCCACCGCUCACUGAAGCACUUCACAUGGGGGCAGAUAUGGUUAGUGUCCAAGCCUUCGCCAUCGAAGCCCGACAGCCACUGGCAGAAGACCUGUGCACCGAGGCCCUUCGGCGCACCGGCGCCAACUUGGAUUGGGUACGACUCGAGCCGCUGAGCCAUCACUGUGAAGGCCGCUGGCCUUCCCUGGAGACCUUCACGAGGUUCUAUGACAUCCCUCCGCAUCUCCGGCCAAAGCCGCGCACGCCGCCCCCUCCUUCAGAACCCAGUCCUGAGCCGCCGCGCCCGACCAUCGGCUGCAUCGAGGAGGCGAAGGCCUUCGGACGCUCUUCGGAUCUUCUCGCGGCUCUGGUCCGAAGCCUCGCCGGAGAUCCUGGCUUAGGAGACACGGGGCUCCCAGCUCCGAGCCCUGACCAAACGGCAGAACCUGUUCCAGGCCUAGAGUCGCUUGGAGACCCUGAGCCCGCCGGUCUUCGGCCAGGCAGUGGAAGUCCCGCUGCCGAACUUGGACGAGACGAAGCAUUGCCACACCCGGAAAGAGGCGGUGAGGCUCUCGAAGAUGGAGAGCUUCGUGAAGGCCAAGGUGAUGCAACUCGUUCGGAUCUGCGAGACCUGCGGGGUGCAACAACGGGACCUUCGUCGCCGUCCUUGCGGUCUAAGCGCGGCCCUGGAGGUGUGCGAGCAGGUCCUGGCAUCAAGACUGGGCGGCUUCGGGGCGUGCCAGCGACGAAACCGCCCAGGGCCAGCCCUGUCCGUUGA
This is a messenger RNA of Symbiodinium sp. CCMP2592, 1011 nucleotides long. NCBI's taxonomy places the organism in Eukaryota, Dinophyceae, Suessiales, Symbiodiniaceae. The record is from the annotation of a GenBank genome assembly.